AUGGACACGGCGUUAGGACCUAGCGGAUUAUAUAGGGAAAGCUACCGAGGUUCCAGGAGAAAGUUAGAGUCUUCUUCGGCGAAGAGUAGGGUGACGGGAGAGUGGUGUGCUUAUCACCAAGUUUCUGGUCAUGAUACCGGAAAGUGCAGAGCUUUACAGCAUGCGGUUGAGAAAUUGAUCACAACAGGAAAGACUAUUAAGGCGCAGCGUAAUAAGCAUCCUACGAUCGGAGAAAUAGGAACAAUCGCUGGAGGCUUUAGCGGAGGAGGAAUCACUGGUGCAGCGCGCAAGCGAUAUCUCAGAACGGUGAAUGCGGUUGCAGAAGCACCUUUCGGUUUUCAGCAUCCGGACAUCACAUUUUCACCCGCUGACUUUUUCGGGUUAAAACCACACUUAGACGACCCGAUCGUGAUCUCCCUUCGGGUUAACCACUUCGACGUACAACGAACGCUCUUGGACCAGGGGAGUUCAGCGGAUAUCAUCUACGGCGGGGCAUUUGCGCAGCAUGGAAUAAGGGAAGGUGACCUUACCCCGUAUGAAGGGACCUUGGUAGGAUUCGCGGGCGAACUAGUGUGGGUGAAAGGAGUCAUAGAUCUUGAUACCAUAUUCGGCGGGGGCGAGAAUGCCAAAAAACUAACAGUAAAAUACUUGGUUUUAGAGGCGGAAGGGUCAUACAACGCGAUCAUUGGAAGGAACACUUUAAAUCGUCUGUGCGCAGUGAUAUCAACAGCUCAUCUAGCAAUAAAGUACCCGUUGGCGAGCGGGCGAAUAGGACGGAUUGUGGUGGACCAAAGGGUUGCAAGAGAGUGUUACUGUAACGUUGUGGAUCGGUAUGGUAAGAAGAACGCCUCAACAGGACAUCGUUGUAAUGAAGUAGAGGAUCCGGACGAAAUCUUGGAUCCAAGGGGCGAGGGGCGAGUCAAUAGACCCACCCCGAUAGAGGAAACCAAAGAGUUGAGGUUCGGCGAGAAGAUACUCAAAAUAGGGACCAGGUUAAGUGAAAGCCAAGAGCAGAGGUUGUCAAAAUUGUUGGGAGAGAACCUAGACCUUUUCGCUUGGAGUCACAGGGAUAUGCCUGGCAUAGACCCAAAUUUUAUUUGUCAUAAAUUAGCACUGAAUCCAGGGGCGAAGCCAGUGACCCAGACUCGGCGACGAAUGGGCGAUGAGAAGGAGAAGGCGACCCAACAAGAGGUGAACAAGCUACUUGCAGCGGAUUUUAUUCACGAAAUCAAGUACCCUACCUUGUUGGAAAACAUGGUAAUGGUCAAGAAAGCAAACGGAAAAUGGCGAAUGACUGCAAGGGUAAUGCAUCCAUCGGACGAAGAUAAAACGACUUUCAUGACUGCAAGGGUAAAUUACUGUUAUCAGACCAUGCCUUUCGGAUUGAAAAACGCGGGGGCGACGUAUCAGCGACUGAUGGAUAGGGUGUUUGAGGGGCAAGUAGGAAGGAAUAUGGAAGUAUACGUCGACGACAUGAUCGUUAAGUCAGUUUUGGGGUCGACUCACCACGAGGACCUAUCGGAAGCCUUUGGCAAAAUCCGGAAACACGACAUGAGGCUCAAUCCGGAGAAAUGUUCUUUCGGAAUACAAGGGGGUAAAUUCUUAGGUUUUAUGAUCACGUCAAGGGGGAUUGAGAUUAACCCGGACAAGUGCAAGGAGAUACGGGAGAUGAAGAGCCCAAGCAAUGUGAAAGAGGUGCAGCGGCUAACCGGGAGAAUCGCAGCUUUGUCUCAAUUUCUUCCUCAUUCGGGUAAUAAUUCAGCUCCGUUCUUCAAAUGCCUUAAGAAGAACACAGCGUUCGAGUGGAGUUCAGAAUGUGAAGAAGCUUUUACUCGCCUCAAGGAAAUGUUGUCAGCACAACCGGUUCUCUCGAAGCCCGUCCAGGGUCUUCCCCUACACUUGUACUUCUCUGUGGGAGACCACGCGAUCAGCUCGGUAAUCCUUCAGGAGGUAGACGGGGAACAGAAAAUAGUUUAUUUUGUGAGCCACACAUUUCAAGGGGCCGAAAUGAGGUAUCAGAAGAUAGAAAAGGCGGCGCUCGCCGUCCUCGUCACCGUCAGACGCUUGCGACCCUACUUUCAAAGUUUUCGGGUAAAGGUGAGAACUGAUCUUCCUUUGAGGCAGGUGUUGCAGAAACCAGAUUUGUCAGGAAGGCUCGUCGCAUGGUCAGUGGAGCUGUCAGAGUAUGGAUUGCAGUAUGAUAAAAGGGGGAGAGUUGGGGCGCAGACCUGGGCAGAUUUUGUGGUAGAGUUGACACCCGAGGAAGGAGAAAGAGUAAACACACAAUGGACGUUGUUCGUCGAAUGA
Messenger RNA from Lotus japonicus, 2307 nucleotides. RefSeq lists its product as uncharacterized. NCBI's taxonomy places the organism in Eukaryota, Viridiplantae, Streptophyta, Magnoliopsida, Fabales, Fabaceae. The record is from RefSeq and is a predicted model, not a curated record. The coding region runs from base 1 to 2307 and encodes 768 amino acids. The transcript has a single exon.